UCAAAAUUUACUCACAUAUGUGUCAGUCGGCCGAAUCAUCUUAAAAUUAAACCGAAAAUCAUGAGUGUAACACCAAAACUGGAUGAUUUGGUCCAGUCAGUUUCAUUAUACACUCAAAAAGGAACUUUGUUUCAUUUGUACGUUUUACCGUUUAUAUUUAUUUACACAAGCUGGAUCUACGUGUGGUGCGGAAUUUAUGGGUUUUUUGAACAUUACGAAGGGGGUUUUGUGGGUCUAGCUGCUGUUGGCUGUGUACAAAUAUUGUGUUGUUUAGCAUGUUACUGGUCUGUUCAUGUUAAUUGCUUUUUCACGUGUCGAAAGGCAAAGGACCCUUUCAAAGCCACAGUCGUCAAGGUUGUACCCACGGCCAACAAUGGAUCGUCGGAACUCGUUCGCUUGCAGCAAAGCAAAGAUGGCAGCAAAAACCCAUGGUUUAUUUUCCAAAAAACGAAGUACUUAUGGGACGCCGACAAGAAGACAUUCCGAGGUCUGGAAUUUCCAAUCCACAAGCAGUAUUCCGAAUACAUGUCCUGGAAGGGCUAUCAAGAAGAAGAAGACAUCCAACAAGCCGAACAACUUUACAACAAAAACCACCUUGACAUGGUCGUCCCCGAAUUCAUGGAACUGUUCAAAGAGAGAGCAACAGCCCCUUUCUUCGUGUUCCAAGUCUUCUGUGUGGGUUUGUGGUGCUUAGACAAAUACUGGUACUACUCAAUCUUCACUCUUGUCAUGUUGGUAAUGUUCGAAUGCACUCUAGUGCAACAACAAUUGCGAAACAUGGCCGAAAUAAGAAAAAUGGGCAACAAGCCUUAUAGUUUACUUGUGUACAGGAACAGAAAGUGGAGAUCUAUAACCACAGAUGAGUUAAUCCCAGGAGAUAUCAUCUCGAUAACGAGGUCGCAGAAGGAUAAUCUGGUACCAUGCGAUGUGCUUUUGUUGAGAGGGUCGUGUAUUAUUGAUGAGAGUAUGUUGACGGGGGAGUCGGUACCACAGAUGAAGGAGGCAAUUGAAAAUUGUGACAUGAAAAAGGAAUUAGACCCUGACACUGAUGGGAAAUUACAUGUGCUUUUUGGUGGUACUAAAGUGGUUCAACACACGCCACCUACGAAAGCAACGACGGGGUUAAGACCCCAAGACAACGGUUGCGUGGCUUAUGUCCUCCGGACGGGUUUCAACACCUCACAAGGCAAACUCCUGCGAACGAUUUUAUUCGGAGUUAAAAGAGUGACAGCAAACAAUAAAGAAACGUUUGGUUUUAUUAUGUUUUUGCUGAUUUUUGCUAUAGCCGCAGCCGUCUAUGUUUGGAACAAAGGGUGCGAAGAUCCUAACCGAAGUCGAUACAAACUCUUCCUCGAAUGCACCCUAAUUCUGACUUCCGUGAUUCCCCCAGAACUACCAAUCGAAUUGUCGUUAGCUGUCAAUACAUCACUGUUGGCACUGUCGAAAUUGGGCGUGUUUUGUACCGAACCGUUCCGAAUUCCGUUUGCCGGUAAAGUAGAUAUCUGCUGUUUCGACAAAACUGGUACCCUCACCAGUGAUAAUUUGGUAGUAGAGGGGAUAGCACUAGCUAAAGACGACUCAUCGGUUACACCGAUCGGUGAGGUUCCUGUUGAAUCGGUUCAUGUUUUAGCCACGUGUCAUUCACUAGUGCAAAUGGAUGAUGGUUUAGUGGGCGACCCGUUGGAAAAAGCAACUUUAACCGCAAUCGACUGGAAUUUAACCAAAGCCGACGCGGUUAUACCGAAAAGAGGGAAAUCUCCGGGACUGAAAAUAUUCCACAGACACCAUUUUUCCUCAUCUUUGAAACGGAUGUCUGUAAUUGCCGGUUAUAACCCGUUGGGUUCGACCGAAACCGUUUAUAUUACAACGGUUAAAGGAGCACCGGAGACUCUAAGAGACAUGUUUUCAGACAUUCCGGAGAAGUACGACGAGGUUUAUUUAGAACUAUCGAGACGAGGAGCUCGAGUUUUAGCUUUAGGAUGGAAAGAACUCGGCAACUUGAACACUCAAGAACUGAGGGAGAAAACAAGAGAAGACAUAGAAAAAGAGUUGAAAUUUGCCGGUUUUGUGAUAAUUUCAUGUCCUUUAAAAAGCGACUCGAAAGUCGUAAUCAAAGAAUUACAAAAUGCUUCCCAUUGCGUGGUUAUGAUCACCGGUGAUAACCCCCUAACUGCUUGUCACGUGGCAAAAGAACUGAAAAUUACCACGAAGACUACGUUGAAUUUGACGGAGAAGAAAGGAGAGUGGGUGUGGGAGUCCAUUGACCAGAGCGAGAACUUACCACUAGAAUACGACUACAAAACGUUGGUCGCUAAAUACGACUUGUGUAUCACCGGUGAUGCUUUGAAUUAUUUGAGAGAGAAUUUUAAAACUUUCCUUAAUUUGAUAAUUCCUUAUAUUAAAGUCUUCGCUCGAUUUGCUCCGAAGCAGAAAGAGUUUGUCGUUGUUCAGAUGAAAAAUUUGGGAUACACGGCUUUGAUGUGUGGAGAUGGAACUAAUGAUGUCGGUGCAUUGAAACAUGCAGAUGUUGGAGUGGCAAUUUUGGCCAAUGCGCCCGAAAGGAGUACUGAUAUUAAAGAGUUUAAGGAGAAGAUUGAAAAAGAGAAGAAGAAACUGAAAGAGGUACAAGUGGUUAAAAACAAAACGAAUCAUGUCAGGAGUGCCGAUCAAAGAGAGAAAUUGCAAGCUAAUUUGAACAGGAUAAUGAAGGAGUUGGAAGAGACGCAAGUUGUGAAGUUGGGAGAUGCUAGUAUUGCAUCACCAUUUACAAGCAAAUUAUCUUCGAUUAUGUGCAUUUGCCAUAUCAUAAAGCAAGGAAGAUGCACAUUGGUGACCACUCUUCAAAUGUUUAAAAUCCUUGCUUUAAACGCUCUUAUCUUAGCUUAUACUCAAUCGGUAUUGUACUUGGAUGGAAUUAAACUAAGGGACAUGCAAGCAACCUUGCAAGGCCUUCUUUUGGCGGCAUGUUUCUUAUUCAUAUCAAGAUCGAAGCCGCUAAAAACAUUAUCAAAGCAGCGACCUCUUCCAAAUAUCUUCAAUUUAUAUACGAUCGCAACUGUACUUCUCCAAUUCGCUGUACACUUCUUGUGUUUGAUAUUUUUGGUGCAACAAGCCAAGCUACGAGCGCCUGUGGAUGAGAAACAAGCGAAUUCGACUGAGCCUCCGAAAGUACUGACUGAAGAAGAGGAAGACGAAUUGUUUGAGCCAAAUAUUGUAAAUAGUACAGUGUACAUAAUAUCAAUGGCUUUACAAAUUGCGACGUUCGCCAUUAAUUACAGAGGAAACCCUUAUAUGGAGAGUUUACGACAAAAUAAAGCAUUAUUGUACAGUAUACUGGGAUCAGGAGGAACAGUUCUAGCUCUAACUCUGGGAAUCGUACCUGAAUUAUCAACACAAUUCGAAAUAAUCGAUUUUCCUCCAGAUUUUCGAAUUAUUCUGUUGCAAGUCUUGUUUGCUGAUUUCUUCUUUUCGUAUCUGGUUGACAGAAUAUGUCUUUGGUUGUGCGGUGAAGGUAAAAUGAAAGUGUCUUAAAAAGACUUUAAAAUAUAAAUGAAUGGUAAAACGAUUGUGUAUUAUAAUUGACUAGUAUUUAAUUGUUGUAUUUUUUAAUUUGUUAAAUCAUUUAUCAUUCCAUUCGAAAGUUUAAGAAAAUUUGUUGGAAAACCUUGAACCAAUUGCUUUAUUUUCUGUACUAAUCAAAAUGAAAUCGUGGAUUAGACUUUGAAGAGCACCAAUCAUAUUCAGAUAUUUUUCUAGCGACGUAAUAUGUUUUUCUAGUCCACAGCAUUUAAAGACGUUUUUAACUGAAUGUACGAGAAAAAAGAAUAAAAUUGUGCAAGUCA
Molecule: messenger RNA, 3842 nt
Organism: Tribolium madens (black flour beetle)
Lineage: Eukaryota; Metazoa; Arthropoda; Insecta; Coleoptera; Tenebrionidae
Product: endoplasmic reticulum transmembrane helix translocase
Exons: 8
Coding region: 61-3531 (1156 amino acids)
Biological process (GO): intracellular calcium ion homeostasis
Cellular component (GO): endoplasmic reticulum membrane
Molecular function (GO): P-type ion transporter activity; ATP hydrolysis activity; ATP binding
Source: RefSeq, a predicted model, not a curated record